Molecule: messenger RNA, 4071 nt
Organism: Polypterus senegalus (gray bichir)
Lineage: Eukaryota; Metazoa; Chordata; Cladistia; Polypteriformes; Polypteridae
Exons: 7
Coding region: 118-1437 (439 amino acids)
Molecular function (GO): NADP binding; N,N-dimethylaniline monooxygenase activity; flavin adenine dinucleotide binding
Source: RefSeq, a predicted model, not a curated record
GUCGUGUGUGGCCAGAUGUAUAGCACAGUCACCAGCUAACUGUAGGACUUCCAGACGUGUAGCUAGUAGCCGUUGGAGUCGAGGUAAUUCCUUGUGAAGAUUCUAUCCAAAGACAGAAUGAUGUCCAACUCAGGGAGACUUCAGGUGGCAGUGAUCGGUGCCGGAGCAGCAGGCCUAUGUGCAGCUAGACACCUUCUGGCACGCCAGGAUGUCUUUUGUCCUCCAGUUUUGUAUGAACUUACUAAACGUGUUGGAGGAACAUGGGUGUAUGAGGAGCGGGUUGGCCGGGAUGAAGAUGAUCUUCCAGUAUAUAGCAGCAUGUACAGGGACCUCAGAACUAACAUUCCCAAGGAAGUAAUGGCAUUCCCAGAUUUCCCAUUUGACAAGCACCUCCCAUCGUUUGUCCACCACACAGAGGUGCGCAAGUAUUUGAACCAGUACUGCGAUCACUUUGGAAUUCGUGAGCACAUUAAGUUUCAUAGGUUGGUUGAGUCUGUGCGCCCAGUCUUUUCAGAGUCAAGACAGGGCGGUCUGACUUGGGAUGUGACCACCUCUGAUGCCACAGGCAAAGGACACAAGACCACUAAUCAGUUUGAUGCAGUAAUGGUGUGCAACGGACACUUCUUUGAUCCUUACAUCCCACCUAUCGCUGGUCUGGAAAACUUCAAGGGAAUGCUAAUGCACAGUCAUGACUACCGUGUUGCAGAGCCCUUUGCUGGAAAGAGUGUAGUAUUACUAGGUGCUGGCUUGUCUGGUAUGGACAUCAUGAUAGAGCUGUCUGAAGUAGCAAGUGAGGUGACCCUGAGUCACAGACAGCGCCCUCUCACCUGCCCACUUCCCAGGGGAGUGCGUCAAGCACAAGGAGUGAAGCUAAUCAAUGAAGAUGGAGAGCUGGUGUUUGAGGAUGGUGACCGGGCAAAGCCAGAUGUCUUCAUGUUGUGCACAGGCUACAAUUUUACCUUCCCCUUUCUGUCAAAGGAGGAGGUGGGGCUGCAAGUGCGAGAACACUGUGUAACCCCACUGUAUAAACAUCUGCUGCAUCCUGCCUUCCCAUCUCUCUUCCUUAUAGGCAUCUGCCGUGCAAUCUGUCCUUUCCCACACUUCCAUUGCCAGAUUCAGUUUGCCCUGUCUGUUUUGGACGGAUCCUUUACUCUGCCUACUCAAAAACAAAUGGAAGAGGAGAUGGAGGUAGAUAUGCAGACUCAACUUCAGAAGGGCACUGCCUUAAGACACAUCCUGAAACUGGACUCUGAGCAGUGGGACUACAAUGAUGAAAUGGCUCGGCUGGGUAAAUUUAAGCCUCUGCCUCCAUUCUGGAAGAACCUCUAUGAGGCUAACAAAGUCUUUCGAGCCCAGGAUCUACUCAACUACAAGAACUAUAUCUAUCAAGUGUUUAGUGACCAUGAGUGGACUGUGAUGCAAAAAGGAGCUGAAUGAGUUGGUGUCUUCUUUCUUUUGUCUGAUUCAAAUUCAAUUACAUUUUCUAUAAAACGAGACGUAAUAAUUUUAGAGAUUUUGAAUUAUAGUGAGGAGGCCUGUUACUUGGGACAGAGAAACACAGCUGGUCUUAAAUGAAUUGUUUAGUUUUUUCUGACCUUUUUAUUAACAGUUCUCAAAAGGAAUUGUCAAAUGUGAAUACAUUGUUCUGAAUACUAAUUACACUCUACACAUCUGAUCCACACCAAUAUCAAAAUGACAUUAAAAAUCAAAUAAAACAAUAUCAUGCACCCAUCAUUCUAUGGUACCCCUUGUUUCCAUAGUCUGACUUGCUUUGCGUAACUCUAGGUUUUCUCCUGAUCUUGCUGUUUAGCCCAUCACUGUACAUCUUAUUCUUUCUCAGUGCCUUCCAAUUUCAUUUAGGAGUAUGCCCUGUGCUUCCUUGACAUCAAGAUUCUCUUUGACUUGCAUAGUCAUUUUGUCACACCUUUUCUAUCUCUAAAAAUAUCACUGUCAUUCUCUAAAUUGACCCUGUAAGUUUGGCAUCUGUCUUCACGUCAAGUUCACUUCUUAUUUAAUAGCUGAUUGACAGUAUUCAGUAUAGUUACUAUUUUUAAAUACAAAACCUUGCCUAUCUUAUUUUUGACAUUAUCAUCAUUCUGACUUAUUUCAGUAACUAUCACGUUUUCUCGGCUAGCCUCCAUAAUUGCUGCAAUUACACUACAGAAUUAUCAUUAUGCUUCAGAGAUUAUGAUUUCAAUGGAAAUUAUAUUUUUUUCUUGGGGCAAAACUGUCAUCAAGCUUCACUAUUUCAAGGAAGCAUCUGCUGUUUGGUCCAUUCUGAUCCUGCCUCAUUCUCGUAUGUUACCUUUUUCUGACAUAUCACUCUCCCCAGUGUCACCUAAUCAAUUCAGCUAGCUGACCAAACCAGUCAACCACAUUAUGCCUUCACACUUAGAUUUUGUAGAUAGAUAGAUAGAUAGAUAGAUAGAUAGAUAGAUAGAUAGAUAGAUAGAUAGAUAGAUAGAUAGAUAGAUAGAUAGAUAGAGUUUUUAGUCUUUAACAAAUUCAGCCUUUUUGCUGCACAUUUAUGUGAAGGCUCUCACAUUCAAUAUGUUUACAAAUGCCAUGACAACCAUUUGAAGAUUCCCCAGCCUGGGUUUCUCCUUAAUGAUUAUUUUCAUUUACCUCCAGUAAAUGCUAGUACAUUUGACCAGUUUCUCAUAUCUGAGUUAGCUAGUGUAACCAGCAAAAAUAUUUUUACAUGAAAAAAUGUGUAUAUUACUAGAAAAAAGUGUUUCAUGUUGAAAAUACUAAACAGAAUGGGAUAUGUAAGGAUCAAAUAAUAACGUGAACAAAUCAAAAAUCCUGUCAAAGAGUACUUUGUUGGAACCCUGAAAAUCUAAGCAAAAGUUUUUUUAGAAAUUCUUUUUGCUGUAAGUCUUUGUUUUAUUUUUAGUUACAUAGUGAAACCGUGGGAUUAAAGUAGGCUGUAUCUGGUACAUUAUUUAAUUGAUACGUGGGCAGUGAAACACUGCAACAAGAAAACGUCCUUGGAAGUGAAACACAAUAUGUAACAAAGCAUGACAUCAUGAAGAGAGACAAAAGUAUUGACACAAUAAAUGAAACUAACCCUCAAAAUUAACAAAAUAGACCGAAAUGAAUUACAGCACAUUUAAUUUGCAGAGGAUUCUGUCCGCUAAUUCUGUGAGUUGCCCUUUCUGUCUACUUUUUUGAUACUUAUAGGUUAGCCUGUUUAACAUUGACAAAAGUAACUACAACAAUAAAAAAUUCUCCAUUAUAAAUCUCGAUUUAUGGCAUUUCUUUUCAAAGUAUUAACAACCUUAUUCCAACCAAGUUUACCUAUCCUACCCGUAUUCCUCCCACAUCCCCAAAGAGACUCAGGUUACAUUAACUGGUGAUUCUGAGCUGGCCCUAGUAUGGAUGGGGGAGCGUGUGAAUGGGAAUUUCACUAAACUGGCACUCUGUCCAGGGCUGUUUCCUGCUUUUGAUCCAAAGCAGACAGGAUAAGCUCUGGCAUCCCAUGACACUAAAUUGAAUUAAAGAAGUCUGGCAAUGUUAUAUUAUUCCAGAUGAGAAACUAUGUGGUCUGUGUGGUUCUGUGUGAAUUACUAUGUCAUCAGAUACAAACACUUAGUUUCACAAUAGUUAAAAAAAUGCAACAUGAUUAAUUUUGUCUUCUGUGUGAUAGAUGAUUUAUUUUACUUUUCAGUUUGCCUUAGUAACUUUUCUGGAUAUUCUUUGAGGAUAUUGUUGAAUUUUACACAAUGCCUAUGGAUUUUUAAACAUAUUGUUCACUUACUUCAUAGCUUUAUGGAUGUUUGCCUAGCACCAAUCCCUUUCAGGUCAGCUUUGAUUAUUUUGGUUAUAUUGUCUGUAUUUUAAUCUUUUCAUGUCCAUUAUAAAAACACACUCACCCAAUUGAACUUACUCCAGCAGCUACCAAAACAAUAUUUUUAAGCAAGAAUCAUUUGCAAAUUUAAGUCUGAAGUCUCCAUGAGGCGUCUUGAUUUUAGAUAUUAAAGAGGCUCGGCUUUAUGACAAUGACAACUGAAUUUUGGAAUUAAAUAUAGAUGAAUGUUUCAAAACUACUGCACUACUAUCUGGUUCCUU